AUGAAGGGCUUCGUUGGCGGAAUCCCAAUUGCGCUGCUUGCAGUUGCUGCUCAGGCUAAGUUUGUUGAGCGCCAAGAGCAUGGUUUCGUGCCCCAAGCUGGCGGCACCGCCAUGGGUGGUCCUUCAGGAGAUGAUAGCGACGGCGGUUUCACCAGCCCAUACGCUGCUGAUAUCAAGACCAACACUCAAGUUAACGAGUACAGCAAAGAUGACCACCAUCUCAACUUGAAGCACACUGAUAUCUUCCCUCCUCCUCACCAUGUCCAUUUCGGACCUCCCGUGAUGGUUGAGAAGGGACCUGAAGUCCCAGGCAUGGGUCCUUUCGAGAAGCGUAGUACACCUGGCGGCACCGCCAUGGGUGGUCCAUCUGGCGACGAUGAGGGCCAGGUCUUCAACAUGCCCAUUACGGGCAUCUUCCAGACCGAGGUGAAUGACUACAACAAGGAUGACCACUCCGUUGCUGUCAAGGACACUCAUGUCCACCCUCCCCCAGUCCAUGUUGUUCACCCUCCUCCUCAGUUCCACGGACCUCCUCACGGCUUCCACGGUCGUCCCGCUGGUCCUCCUUCCGCAGCCUUCAAUGCUCCUCCCUCUACCUUUGAGAAGCGUUGGGGACCUGAGGAAGAGGGUGGUACUGCCAUGGGCGGACCCGGCGGUGGCUCUCACUCCCACCACGGCCCCGAGGGCUACGCUCACCCCCACGGUGGCACUGCCAUGGGUGGUCCGUCCGGCGAUGACGAUGGCAUCAGCUUCAGCAAGCCUGUCACUGGCCACUUCAAGACCGAUGUGAACGAGUACAGCAAGGACGACCAUUCCAUCGACCUCAAGCAUAAGGAUAUCCACCUUCCUCCCCACUUCCCUCCUUGGGGUGCUCCUUUCAAGCGUAGCUGGGGACCUGAGCACCAGAAUGGUGGCACCGCCAUGGGUGGUCCCUCUGGAGACGACGGUGGCCAGGAAUUCAAUGCUCCUAUCACCAUCGACACCGACACCGACGUUAACGAGUACAAUGAGGAUGACCACUCCAUUGAUCUCAAGCACAAGGAUAUCUAUCCCCCUCCUCCUCACUUCGGUGGCCCUGGCCCCGUCAACUUCGGUGCCCACCCUCCCUUCCGCCGUGCCUACUCUCCUAGCCGUGAGGCUGGUGGCGGCACUGCUAUGGGUGGUCCCUCCGGUGACGAUGAUGGAACUUCGUUCUCUGAUCCCACCAACGUCGAUGUGACCAGCGGUGUCAACGAGCACCACGAGGACAACCACGCCAUCAAGGGUGACUUCACUGAGGUCCACCCUGAUGUCCACCCCUACUAUGACGAGGAUGUUUACGAGGAUACCCCAUACACCUAUGAGGCUCCUCCUGCCCCAGUUGAGGCUCCCGUCGCCGAGAGCUAUCCUGCGCCCCCUCAGGGACACGCAGCUCCCCCAGCUCCCGUAGCAGAAGUUCCCGAGAGCCACGCCGAGGUUCCCCAGGCCCCCACCGAGGCUCCUGCCUCUCCCCCAGUGAUGGCUCCCGCUGCUCCUCCUGUGGCUGACACUCCUCCCCGUGAGGACCACCAGGAGUGUGCCGCCAAGGUUCACGAGGUCGUGCGUACUGUGACUAAGACGCAGUACAAGACCGUGGAGGCCACCCCUGAGUACAAGCAAGCGGCCUCCACCAGCGCCGUCCCAAUGGCCGCCGUCCCCCAGAUGUCUGCCCAGGUUGACCCAAAGGUGUUCUCCAACGCCAUUCCGGCCUCCGCUCCCGCUUCAUCUGCUGUGCGCUCUUUCGCUCCCUACUCAUACGCUUCCCAGCGUCCCAUGAGCCAGGCCGCUUCAUACUCCAUGAUCCCUGUGCACGUCCCCAUGGCCACCCCUGCCUCUUCCAACGCCAUGGCUACUCCCUCCAGCAGCAUGGCCAAGUCGAUGCCCACCGGGGUUGAUGCCUUGUCCCACGGAGCCCAGUCCUCCGCAGCUGCCUCCCCAUCUGCCUCUGCACAUGGCACCACGAUGUUCGAGGGUAGUGCAGCCCGCCUCUCUGGAGGUCUCUUCUCUGCUGCCGCCGGCGUUAUGGGUGUUCUCGCUUUCAUCCUCUAA
Penicillium nucicola is the source of this 2067-nucleotide messenger RNA. RefSeq lists its product as uncharacterized. The transcript has 2 exons. Lineage: Eukaryota; Fungi; Ascomycota; Eurotiomycetes; Eurotiales; Aspergillaceae. The record is from RefSeq and is a predicted model, not a curated record. Bases 1 to 2067 code for a protein of 688 amino acids.